Messenger RNA from Strongyloides ratti, 1347 nucleotides. RefSeq lists its product as hypothetical. NCBI's taxonomy places the organism in Eukaryota, Metazoa, Nematoda, Chromadorea, Rhabditida, Strongyloididae. The transcript has 2 exons. Bases 1 to 1347 code for a protein of 448 amino acids. The record is from RefSeq and is a predicted model, not a curated record.
AUGGGAGCAUCUACUAACAUCAUUUUACUAACACUUUUAGUGGUAUCUUUACAUACAAAUGCUGGUAUUUUUAAAAAAGAUGUUGAGUCUGUUGUUGUUGAAAAGAAAGUAGAUAACGGUGACAUCUUUAAUACUGUAUUAGAUGAUAGUGCUGCUGAAUCGAAAAGAAUUAGUGAAAGAUCAACUGAAACAGUAUUUGUACCAGUUGAAUUUAUAGAGGGGCAUGGAGAAGCGACCAUAGAUCAACCUGAUGCUAUAAGACCGUGUAAAUGUAUUUGUAGAAAAGAAGAGUUUUUUGAUGGAUCUGUUACAACAAUGAAAACUACUACUUCUUCUCCACAAUCUGAAAUGAGUAAGUUAUGUGAGUGUACAUGUGACAACGAAGAACAAUUUGAUCAAUUCAAAACUACAACUACACCUGAACCUUCUCCAAGAAAACCAUGCAAAUGUGUAUGUGAGGAAGAGGUAUUAUUUGAUGAACCUACAACUACAACAACAACUGUUCAACCAAUUAGAAGGAAAUUAUGCAAAUGCUCUUGUUAUGAAGAAGAGUCAUUUGACAUACCAGAAACUACAACAACUACUACCACUACUACUACUACUACCACAACUACAACUACAACUCAGGCUCCUAUGAUGAAACCAUGUAGAUGUAUAUGCGAAAAGGAGUUGUAUUUUGCCGAACCAACAACAACUACUACCACUGCACCUGUUACAAGGAAAUUCUGUAGAUGCUCAUGUGAUGAAGGAGAUUCGUUCGACAUUCCAUCGUCUACCAUACCUACGACAACUACCACCGAAGCCUUCAAAGGAAGACCAUGUCAAUGUAUUUGUGAAAGUGAGGGGUCUUUUGACGUUCCUCAAACAACUACUAUUUUCACAACUACUACAACUAAAGCUAGCAAAAGAAAGUCGUGUAGGUGUAUGUGUGAUAGAGAAGAAGUAUUCAUUGAGGCAACAUCAUCGACACUAUUCUCUGAUACCCCUGAUUCCCAUAAAGGUGUGGUCUUCGACUCUUCAUCGGGAGGACGUCAAUGCAUAAAUGAUAUGAAAUGUUAUUCUAAUGAUGACUGUUACAAUGGUAGUUGUUUUGGAGCAUUUAUUGGUACUUGUAAUUGUAAUGCAUGUGUAUCCGGCGUGUAUUGUAGUGAUGAUUCAUAUUGUGGAGGACUCAUUGGAGCAUGUGAUUUAAGGAAGAAUCUUUGUGAUUGUCAAAAGGCUCAUGCAAUGCUUGGAUUCCCAGAGUAUAUUGAUGUCCUUAGUAACUUCUGCCACAAACGCAAAUGUGAUGGAAAGGUUGAAACAUGUAAUGGUUUACCGUGUUAUUCAGGUGUGUGCGUAUGCUAG